Molecule: messenger RNA, 2733 nt
Organism: Closterium sp. NIES-65
Lineage: Eukaryota; Viridiplantae; Streptophyta; Zygnematophyceae; Desmidiales; Closteriaceae
Source: the annotation of a GenBank genome assembly
AUGGUCAAGCUGUUUUCGAGAAAGAUCGACCAGGUGGCGGAGGGAGCAAGUGUGGGAGGGGGUGCCGACCACGAGGGAGGAGGCGAGAAGACGGGACGCGGCGUGAUUGAGUACAACGUCGAGGAGGAGGAGGAGAUCGAGGAGGAUACAUCGAGGCAGGCUCAGCACGGGGCGAGCGGCCCGCGCGGCGAUGCGAACCAGGACGAGGACUCGAGCUCGGAAUCGAGCUCCGGCUCGAGCUCGAGCGAUGAGUCGGUCGAGGACGACGGCGAGGGCGCCGGACAUCGAACGGAGCGUACGGGGGAGCACGGAGUGGCGCUCGGGGAGCGGGUGGACGAGCUAGUAGAGCUAAUCGAGCAGCAGACGACAGGGAAAACAAAGGCUGUCGAGGAGCAGGAGGGCGGAGCGGCUGCGCAGGAGGGUGGGGUCGGAGGGCAGCAGCAGGUGGUGGGCGAGGCGGCUGCGCAGGAGGGCGGGGCAGGAGGGCAGCAGCAGGAGGGCGUGGCGGCUGCGCAGGAGGGUGGGGCAAGAGUGCAGCAGCAGGAGUUUAGGGUUGCGGCUGCGCGGGUGAGUGGGUUGGGAGGGCAGGAGCAGGAGGUCGGGGAGGCUGUUGAGGAGUAUCGUCGAGGAGAUGAGCGACAGGCCGCCGUAACAAGGAGUCACCGCACGGCCAGUGGCAGCGGACAGGCGGGCCCUUCGACCGGGUGGCCUUCGACGGCAGGCCAAUCGACGGCGAACGUUGCACCCGGAGGCCAGGUCGUCGAGGCUGUGAAGGGUGUCACGGCGGAGAGGAACCUGUUGGAAGGGGCGCGGGCGAAGAUCGACGAGAUGAGCGGGAAGAUCAUCGAGGGGGUGGUAGCCGCCAUCACAAAAGCGAGCGAGGACGCCGUCGAGAAGCAGCUCAAGCAGGUCGAGGAGCGGCUGGUUGCUGCGGUGAUGAAGGGUUUCGAGAAAGCCAUCAUGGAGGACAUGUUUUUCUCCACCCUCCCACCCGAGACCAUGAAGGAGCUGAAGGACAUUGUGAGGGAAGGAUACCAAGAAGCCGAAGCAGGGAGGUUGGAAGUCCUCACCGAAGCGAUGGCGAGAGGUUUUCAGCGCUCGGCGGGCCCGUCGACGAGGUCGCGUCAGGAGGGUGUGGGAGGGGUUCGCAGCGGGGCUGAGCCUCGAGGUCACGAGCGGUCGGUUCCUCCGUCUUCUUCGGUGGGAGGACAUGUCGGCAGCCCGGUUGGAUCCCCACCGGCGCGUGGCCGUCAUCCCGUCGCCAAGCCCAUCCCCGAAGUCAUCGUACUCGACCAGUCAGCCCUCCCGAAGACCUCCGUAGCGGCUCCGAUCGAUCAACCUGAUGCGUUUGCUUCGAUGCGGGACAUGCUGCAAGACCUGGGGAAAACGGGCGGAAAAGGAGUGGUCGCGGGGGAGAAAAGUGGCGGCGGAGCAGGGAAAGGAGCGGGAGAAGCAAGCGCUGGGUUGCUGUCGAAGCCUAAAGCGUCAUCAGCUGCGCACGGCGGUGGUGCUGGCCUUGCUGCCGGGCUUGUGGGAAAUUGGGCGUCUUCUUCAACCCCUCCAGUUGCUCCUAUCGCCGCUGCUCCGUCCCUAGGCAACGUUUGCCUUAGCGAUCCGGGCUCCCCUUCAAAGUCGAAGAAGAAGCCGGCUGCGACGAAGUCGUCGAAGCGCGCUGCACACGCGACAGAGAGCCGUGACGUGGUGGAGCUGGCCAGCGUCCCUGGUCAGGCGCCUGUCGAGAAGACCUCUAUUGUCGUUGCUGCUCGACAGGAAAAGGCGAAGAAGGCCAGGGUCACGGGUCACACCCCACCUCCUCGACCGGACGACCAAGGCAAGACGAGAGGCUGCAAACGUCCCUUCAAAGGACCGGGUUUCGGGUUGCGGAAGGGGAAGCUGGUUUCCGAGCAGACCGUCGGCGGGAGGAAGCGGUUCCUUGGCACAUUUGAAACAGAGAAGGACCAGAAGUUCUGUACGGCCGUCUGCUGGCGCGUGUACUUCCCUGACGUUGUCCUUACGGAGUACGAAGGGUACACGGCGCAGGAUGAGGAGGACUGGAAGGUGUACCUCGAUGCGGCCGCAGAAAUGCCAACCGGCGUUUGGAGCAUGGCGCAAGAACAAGGGGAAUGCCGUUUCGAGGAUUACCUGUCGCUGUUGGCGACGGCAAAAAAGGAAGCGAAAGCUGGGACCAAGAGGGGCAUCGCGCUGUGCGUGGCGAUUGGUAAGGUCGCGUCGCUUGGCCUGAAGCACGGGAAUCUGAUUUACCCGGUCCCGAAGGGCAUGGCGGCGACACCGCACAUGAUGGCCAUCGCAGCAACUGUGGCGAGCUUGUGGGCAGCUUGCAGGAAGUUGUCGAGGGAGGAUAUUAAGAAGGACGCCCUAGCUGCCGCAAACGCGGCGAUCUACGCCCCAGAGACUGCAAAGAAGGCUUGUGUGGCUGCCAUGUCCGCACUCGUGUCCAUACUUUUGCACGUCGGCAAGACGUUCCCGGCGAAGCAGUGGCCCGAUCACCUGUAUACGUCGGCUGUCGAAGGUCUCGGCUCGACGGACGCCAUAUUGCUGCAGAUGCUGCGCGUGGCAGCACAGGUCUGUACGCAAUGGUGCUGCUGUCGAGCUGCUGCUCGCUUGCUGGAGGACGCGGGCUAUGGCAGCCUGGCUAUGCCAGAAGAAAAGAGCAAGGCGAAGCAGGGCGUCGAGGAUGCAGCUGAGACGGAAACGAGCGGGCAAGGGGAGUAG